GCUGAUGCGCUGCAUGACCCGGAAGUACCGGCGGCGCGGUGCCGCCGUUCCGCUGUCAUGGCGGCGCGGGCGGCGCUGGAGGCCGCGGCCCUGUCCCGGGACGUGGUUCUGUUCCAGCACGACCGCAGCCGCUUCUUCCGCCUCGUGGGGCUUUUCUGCGCGGGCCAGGGGCUCUUCUGGGCUUACCUGGCGCAUUUCGCCUUCACGUCGCUGCGCCCCGCGCCCGCAACCGAGCCCGGGCCCGAUGACCCGCUGCGACCCCGCGACAACAAGUGGCGCUUUGGGUUCACGGCGUCCUGCCUGACCGUCGGCUCGCUGAUCGUGGCCGCGGGCUGGCUGCUCCCGCUGCGCUCCGUGCGCCGGGUGACGCUGCUGCGGGGCGGCUCCGAGGUUCGCAUCGGCACCCACGGCCCGCUCGGGCUCGGCCGCCGCUCGCUGACGGUGCCGCUGCGGGACGUGUCCGGCCGCGCGCACCGCAGCGAGGUGGCCGCCGCCAUCCCCAUCAAGGUCAAGGGAUUCCCGUUCUUCUUCCUGCUGGACAAGGGCGGGCAGCUCAGCGACCCCCGGCUCUUCGACCUCACCGUGGGCGCCUUCCGCAAGUUGUAGGCGGUGCCACCUGCGGGUGCAGCGGGGACACAGCGGGGCUGGCGCUUGUCACCCCCAGAACUGACUGUGGGACACCCACCCGGCUCGGGGACACAGCGGGGUUGUCACUUGUCACCCCCAGAACUGACUGUGGGACACCCACCCGGCUCGGGGGACACAGCGGGGUUGUCACUUGUCACCCCCACAAUAAAAUGUGAAAAACCCACCUGGCUCGGGGUGGGGCACAGUGGGAUUCUCACAUGUCAUCCCCAAAAUAAAAUGUGAAAAACCCA
Molecule: messenger RNA, 878 nt
Organism: Oenanthe melanoleuca
Lineage: Eukaryota; Metazoa; Chordata; Aves; Passeriformes; Muscicapidae
Gene: TMEM223
Product: transmembrane protein 223
Exons: 2
Coding region: 58-606 (182 amino acids)
Biological process (GO): nervous system development
Cellular component (GO): mitochondrion
Source: RefSeq, a predicted model, not a curated record